CAACAAACAGUCAGUUGUUGUAGUUUUAUAGCGUACCAAAGAGUUGUCAUGAUUCAUCAUUCUUCAAAGAAUUAAUCAAUGCAUAUUUUCACAAGAUAAAGUUUCGUAAUUUUCAAAAAAAUUGCAGAAUAAUCCCGAAGUUUUUAACUCGACUUUUGAAUCUACAUAAAUCGACAAAUGAUUCUCUCACGAGCUAAGCCCGCAUUGUCAGACGCCUCCAGGAAACCCGCGGCACGAAGAGACAUCCCCAAGAUCGGAGAAUUCCUUGAUAAAAGGGAUUAUGCAGGUGCACUAACUCUAAUUGAGUUCAAUUCGACGAGCAAUAACGCUAUUGAGACUGAAACGUGGAUUGCUUACUGCGCAUUUCACCUGGGGGAUUAUAAAAGAGCAGCUAGUGUGUACGAAGCCCUGAGAAAAAAAGAUAAAGCACCGAGUGAUGUCUCAACGAAUUUGGCUUGUUGUUACUUCUUCCUUGGAAUGUAUCCAGAGGCCAAAGAAGUUCUCAUCGAAGCUCCUGACAGUCCACUCAGGACUAGACUUUUAUUUCAUCUGGCUCACAAGAUGGGUGACGAGAAUACUUUUUUGGAUAAUCAUGGUAGGCUAAGAGACAUCAUCGAGGACCAAUUGUGCCUGGCAUCGAUUCAUUAUCUCCGGGCACAUUACCAGGAGGCUAUUGAUAUUUAUAAAAAAGUUCUGCUUGAUAACAGUGACUUGUCCAAAUCCCCGCCCCGUGAUUCUGAUGAUUGUAGUGAUUUCGAUGAUUUUAGUGAUUGUGAUGAUUCAGAUUUUCUUAUCCUACUCAGCAAAUCCAGGGAUUACCUGGCUCUGAAUGUUUACGUAGCACUUUGCUACUACAAGCUAGAUUACUAUGACGUAGCACAGGAAGUUUUACAAGUUUAUCUCCAAAAAUACCCCGACAGUGCUAUUGCGAUAAAUUUAAAAGCUUGUAAUCAUUUUCGUUUGUACGACGGAAGUACUGCGCAGACUGAGAUGAGGCAAUUGGUGGACAAGACAGCAUCUACCUACAGCUUCGGCUACGAUUUGAUUCGUCAUAACAUUGUGGUCUUUAAAGAUGGAGAAGGAGCUUUACAGGUACUUCCUGGUCUGGUAGACGUGAUUCCAGAAGCAAGAUUGAAUCUCGUGAUAUAUUACUUGAAACAAAAUGAUAUUCAAGAGGCGUAUGAUUUGAUCAAAGACUUAGAGCCUGCUGUUCCUCAAGAAUACAUUCUCAAAGGAACAGUUCAUGCCUUAAUUGGCCAGGAGACCGGCUCUCGAGAUAGCCUUAAAACUGCCCAGCAAUAUUUCCAGCUGGUGGGGUCAUCAGCCUCAGAAUGCGACACAAUUCCAGGAAGACACUGCAUGGCCGCCUGUUUCUUUCUUCGUCGUCAAUUCGAGCAAGUCCUGGUGUACCUGAACUCGAUCAAGACGUACUUCUCCAAUGACGACAGCUUCAAUUUUAAUUAUGCCCAGGCACAGGCAGCCUCAGGCUAUUUCAAAGAGGCUGAAGAGGCAUUUCUUAUGAUUCGUAAUGAUAGAUACAAAAAUGAUUACGUUUACAUUAGUCUAUUGGCUUAUUGCUACAUAAUGAACAAAAAAGCUCAGUUAGCCUGGGAUUUGUACGUGAAAAUGGAUACGUCGACGCAGUCCUUCAAUUUGCUCCAACUAAUUGCAAACACUUGCUACAGACUUGGGGAAUUCUGGGUCGCAGCCAAAGCUUUUGAUAUGUUGGAUAGAAUGGAUCCAUCUCCGGAAUACUGGGAGGGAAAACGAGGAGCUUGCUGUGGUAUUUUUCAGUAUAUUAUAGCUGAAAAACACCCUAAGGAACUGUUGCCAGAGGUCAUUCAUCUCCUUAGGAAUACUACAAAUUCUCAGGUGGAACAAAUUAUUCGAGUUAUGCGAAAGUGGGGAAAGGAUCAUCGAGUAAAUUGUUGAAAUUUUUAACAUAAAGAACAACUUCAUCUAUUAAUCAUCUCAUUAAUAAUAAUAGAAUGAAUAUAAGCACUAUAAACAUAUUUUAUAUUUCUCAUUGCGAAUUUUUAGCAUAUAAAUAAUAAAAAUGGCUCAAUUGUCAACAGAUACGAAGUCGAGAAAAUUAUGACUUGAAGAAUAACGAGGAAACCUGCUGUCAAUGGCGACGAAAAAAGUCCAACUUAGUUUCAUUAUUGAAUCCUAUCUUAUUCAUUUUUACGACAUUACAUAUUUGUAAAUUUACAGCGUUUGAUUACAAUGUCCAUUUAUCAUAGAAAAACAUAAUUAUUCGAAACUAAACAACAAGAUUCACCUGUACAAGCGAUUCGCACAAA
Fopius arisanus is the source of this 2303-nucleotide messenger RNA. RefSeq names its product tetratricopeptide repeat domain 26 (gene Ttc26). Gene Ontology annotation, cellular component: ciliary base; ciliary basal body; intraciliary transport particle B. Bases 178 to 1932 code for a protein of 584 amino acids. The record is from RefSeq and is a predicted model, not a curated record. NCBI's taxonomy places the organism in Eukaryota, Metazoa, Arthropoda, Insecta, Hymenoptera, Braconidae. Gene Ontology annotation, biological process: intraciliary transport involved in cilium assembly; intraciliary anterograde transport. The transcript is spliced from 8 exons. Gene Ontology annotation, molecular function: intraciliary transport particle B binding; protein binding.